CACAAUCUGCAAGUCGGGUUAAUUCAAUGAUACAACACACAUCAUCAACAGUUACUCAAUGACAAUGAACUCAUAUUUUCAGUGCUCGCUCAGACGAUAAUGUUCGCCGGCCCAGUGGCGAUCUUGUAAACCGCACCAACUCAUGAGCCACAGCGCCUUCACUCCCCGUCAAUGCCUUGGUCUUGACGAUUGUCAACACCGCCUUACUUUCAAGCGAGCAAUCUUGACUUGACUUUAUCGACUCUCCUGGCCAUGCCCGGCUUUCACAAGAUGCCUCGUCUCGAUGCUUCUCCUUCCUUUGCGAUGAAUCCAGUUAUUGAACGGACCCAAUCGCAAUGGCUGUUCACUCCCGACGAACUUCUCCUCUCCCCCAGUAUAGUCGAAGGGAUGCCGGUGGCGCAAGAGUUGGCAAACCGUCAAAAGGGUGUCAAUUUCAUUACCCAGGUUGGCAUCAUGUUGAAGUUACCUCAGUUGACUCUUGCAACGGCUUCUGUUUACCUCCACCGAUUCUUUAUGCGGCAUGCGAUGGUUCAGAACAAUAAACCAGGCCUUCAUCAUUAUUCGGUCGCAGCCACCGCUCUGUUCCUGGCUACGAAGGUGGAAGAGAACUAUCGAAAAAUGAGAGAGCUUGUGGUGGCAUGUUGUCGUGUUGCACAAAAAAAACCUGACUUGGUCGUGGACGAACAAAGCAAGGAAUAUUGGAAAUGGCGAGAUACCAUCCUGCACAACGAAGACCUGCUUCUCGAGGCUCUCUGUUUUGAUCUGCAACUCGAGUUACCAUAUCGCAUAUUGCUUGAUUUCUUGCGCUUCUACGAUGUUCAGGAGAAUAAGCAUCUGCGUAACACUUCUUGGGCAUUUCUCAACGAUUCUCUCGUCACCACCAUGUGCUUACAACUGAGCCCCAGCUCGAUUGCUGGCAGCGCUUUAUACAUGGGAGUCAAAUUUGCCGGCAUCGCCUUACCAGAUGACGAAAGAGGUCGGCCGUGGUGGGAACAAUUAGGUCUGGAGGUGUCGGAUAUUCAGCGAGGUUGCAACAUCAUGGCCGACGUCUACGAGAAUGCUGCACUCCCCCGACAAGGCCAGAAGGAUGCCUAUACUAAGGAUGAAGAUAUGGCCAUGUUUGAUCGGACACGCCAGCCUGCUACACCUCAGCCUGACAGAUCACCUGCAGGAAGUGCUAGGAGUGGGAGCCAAGGUGUCAAGCGUGAUAGGGAUGCUCUUGACGAGCAAGAAUGGGGGUCGACUAUAGUUCGUGCUCCUGUGACCGACGAUGUGCAUCCAUCACCAAAGAGGGCACGUCGAGAUUCUUCAGAGGCCGACAACUCAAAUCUGCCGGAUCGAGAACGCCCUCUGUCACGAAUACCAUCAGCAACAACUUCAGCGGCGAUGCCUAUUGACCCGGGGCAGAACGAUGACGAUGUCCAAAAACGCAUUGAUGAGAUCGUAGGCAACUCAUCAUCGCAACGUCAACCAGCUCUCCCGCGAAGACCCUCUAACCAAGCAUCAUACGCCGGAGAAGGUCCGCGACGGCACUCUUCAUCAGGAUCCAACUGGAGUGGUCCUCCUCCAUCAUACGCCAAUGGUCAUGUUGACCGGCUUCCUUCGCAAAGCCGUCCGGACAGUCGAGAACACGGGGUGUACAAUCAGAGCGACCAAUUUGAGCUUCCAAGAUCAUCCAGUCGCAUACCGCCUCUCCCGGGUGAUGGUAGACGCGGUCUCCCCUCAACGAAUCAAAAUGGUCUUGAGGAUCUAGACGAUAAAGUUGAUUAUGGAAGCGAAGAAGGCGAGGUUUAGAAAACCUGUACCGAAGGGAACAACCAGAGUGAUGACGACGGAUCUUGGUCGAGCGCAAUGCAUAUGACGCCGUCAAGUGCCAAUUAAUCGUCGCUGGUAUCUGCACGAUUCGACGAAAGAGAUGAGUGACCUCCUCGGUCUUGUUUUGGUAUAUAGCGAAUGAUUUACCGUACCAUCAUUAUUUGCUUAAUCCAUUCGCAGGAUGGAG
Exophiala oligosperma is the source of this 2002-nucleotide messenger RNA. RefSeq lists its product as uncharacterized. Gene Ontology annotation, molecular function: cyclin-dependent protein serine/threonine kinase activator activity. The record is from RefSeq and is a predicted model, not a curated record. Gene Ontology annotation, biological process: regulation of transcription by RNA polymerase II; positive regulation of DNA-templated transcription, elongation. Lineage: Eukaryota; Fungi; Ascomycota; Eurotiomycetes; Chaetothyriales; Herpotrichiellaceae. Bases 253 to 1794 code for a protein of 513 amino acids. The transcript has a single exon. Gene Ontology annotation, cellular component: nucleus; cyclin/CDK positive transcription elongation factor complex.